Aedes albopictus (Asian tiger mosquito) is the source of this 2546-nucleotide messenger RNA. Its product is annotated as sine oculis-binding protein homolog. Gene Ontology annotation, biological process: animal organ development. Gene Ontology annotation, cellular component: nucleus. Bases 1 to 1701 code for a protein of 566 amino acids. The record is from RefSeq and is a predicted model, not a curated record. Lineage: Eukaryota; Metazoa; Arthropoda; Insecta; Diptera; Culicidae. The transcript has 3 exons.
AUGAUGCGUACGGCAGAUACGCAUACACGGGAACCCAUCUGUCAAUGGUGCAGACGAGGAGUGCCACCUGGUCAAAACGGAAUCCUUGGCACAACGGAGGGCACCAUCUUCUGUUCGGAGUCAUGCUUUUCGCAAAGUCGCCGAGCCUCAUUCAAGAGGGCUAAAACGUGCGACUGGUGCCGCCAUGUGCGACAUGCCGUCAGCUACGUAGACUUCCAGGAUGGCGUCACGCAGUUACAGUUCUGUUCGGACAAAUGUUUAAAUCAGUACAAGAUGCAAAUCUUUUGUAAUGAAACGCAAGCUCAUUUGGAUAUGAAUCCGCAUCUGAAGGAGAAGUGUGCUUCGACAGGCAGCCUCAUAACCCCAGAUCUCUGGUUGAAGAACUGCAAGAGCCGUUCCGUAUCGCCGGCGUCAGAUCGAUCAGAAUCCGUUUCUCCAGCACCGUCGAUACCUAUGCAUCCAUCUCCGGAACCCUCCCCAUCGAUGCAAUCACCACCUACCAAAAAGCCAAUGAUCUCCGUUGCUCCUGCUUCUAAGCUGCUUUCCAAGACCGUGCAGGUACCGGUAGGCCGAAGUACCACUAAAGCAACCCGGAAACGCCGGCCCGGGUUGCGUCCUAUGCAACAAGCCGUCCUCCAGAAUAGACGAAGUUCAAAUCACAAAUUUGAUUUUUCCCAGUCCAACAACAACAACAACAAUAACUCCAACGUGAUGAACAACAACCUUGCAUCUCCAGGAUCUACCAUGCUUCCUAAACCGGCCACAAUUACCAGUGGAGGCAUCCAAGAUUUACGGACAGCGAUUCCGAUGCAGAAACUACCCCACUCAAUGACCCCAACCAAGUUCGAGAACCGAGAAUCGCCAACUACACCUCGACCUCCCCUCAACAUCCCUCAUAAGUUCCUGCAAAUGCCCCCGAAUCCCGCUAUGCGACCACCAUUUUUUCCCAUGAACCCCAUGUUCCGUUUUGGAUCUCUUCCAAAUCAACCGAACGCCAUGCCGCCACCUCCGCCAGUCGGAACGCCCUUACCCAAUAUGGAUCCCGGACCAUCUAAUCGCCCUCCAGGAUCAAUCCUGGGUCUACCAGUUCCACCAGUAACCAUUCUUGUCCCAUGUCCCAUCGUGAUACCUCUUCCCAUACCCAUCCCUAUCCCCAUCCCAUUGAUCGACUUCCUCAAGGCAACAAACCCAAAGUCUCCGAAGCAAGAACCUUCCACAAGCCGAUCACCGGAUCCCCGCCUUGAGGACGUCAGCGACCCGGAACGGGAACCUGACUCGGAAGAAUCGCCCCUAGACUUCACGACCAUCACCCACGAGCAACGGCGGCAGCAGGAUCUGGAGCAGGAAGAAGCUUUGGCCGCCAGUCGCAAUAGCUACACCUUGGAGUCGAUCGGAGUUGUUCCGGACGAUACGAGGACUUCCGCGGAAGUGGACCGAAGUCCGGAACAUAAACUGCCCAAAUUCAAGAUAACCCGGUUGAACCUGCGACGGGUGGCGGAGAGCGAAGAGGAAACGCCGCGAACAGUCUGUGGGCCAGUACGGGAGCAGCGUCUGUCACCGGAAGAGGAGGAGGCGGAGAACUGUCGGGAGAUGGUGGUGGAACGAAGUCGACCGUUGAGGAAACGGAAACGCCUGGUGGUGGCCCAUCAUGAAGCGAUGGCGGCCGAGCAGGACGAGGAAACUGGUGGUGCUAAAGGUUAAGUAGGGUUAGUUGUAUAGGAUUGUUUGUAGGUUCCAAUGUUACAAUUUGUCACAACUCUAGGUAUUUAUAGGAUAUUUGUAAAAGUAGAUUCUUCUGUAUAGAAUAAGCCAAAGUUGGGCGUAAAGUUGAUCUUGGACGAUGUUGUUCCAGUUUUUCCGAAAAUUAAGGGGCUUCAAGUAAUUUACCAGCACUACGCGAUUCCCAGAUGAAGAUUACUUUUCCAAUGCUACAGCCCUGUAUUGUGACAUCACCUAAUUUUUGGUUCUCAAUUCCGCUAGUGACCUCUGCUGUACAUAGUAGCCAUUACGUCUCCAUUCUACUCGGUCCAUGUCUGUGUGUCUCCAGUUCCGUACCCUGCGUACGGUCCGCAAAUCGUCCUCCGUUUGAUCGGCCCACCUAGCUCGCUGCGCACCACGACUUCUUGUACCGGUCGGAUAACUCUCGAGAACCAUUUUAGUCGGGUUGCAAUCCGACAUCCUGAUGACGUGACCCGCCCACCGUAGCCUCCCGAUUUUUGCGGUGUGGACGAUGGUUGGUUCUCUCAGCAGCUGAUCCAAUUCGUGGUGCAUUCGCCUUCUCCAAUUCCCGUCUUCCAACUGUACUCCGCCGUAGAUGGUACGCAACAGUGGGCUUCGUGGCCGUGCGGUUAGCGGCGUCAGUCGUUUAGGCGUAUUGUGAGUGCCACGGAGUGAGGGUUCGAUUCCCGCUCCAGUCGGAGGAAACUUUUCGUCAAACGAAAAAUCCUUCAUUGGUCCACUGGGUGUUCCGUGUUGUCCGUUGCCUAAUGUUAGUGAUUGUUCAGUCUGUGCAACCUCUGGUUGAAGACGGUGUAGUGUCUUUUAAA